This is a messenger RNA of Schizosaccharomyces octosporus yFS286, 4210 nucleotides long. RefSeq names its product tel Two Interacting protein 1. Gene Ontology annotation, biological process: chromatin remodeling. The transcript has a single exon. Lineage: Eukaryota; Fungi; Ascomycota; Schizosaccharomycetes; Schizosaccharomycetales; Schizosaccharomycetaceae. The coding region runs from base 315 to 3623 and encodes 1102 amino acids. The record is from RefSeq and is a predicted model, not a curated record. Gene Ontology annotation, cellular component: cytoplasm.
CUUUAAAACACAUCGACGAUUGUCAUCAAAAAGUUUCUGACAAACAGAAAGCGAAUUCAACAUUGAUAUUCAAUGAAAAGUUUAAAGUCUCUUUUUUUCUUAUGAAGAUUAGGAUUUUAGCUAGAUCAAAGCUACUUCGUCGUAUACCAAGACAUAUGCAAAAGUCAUACUGACAACGAUUCACCAUUAUCUCAAGAAUUUUAGAAAACACUAAGAAAAGUGAGUUGUAAUAUUUCAGUUGGUAUUUUUUUUUCUUCUAUAACAGAGAAAGAAGUUCAAAAGGUCGGUUCAGCUAAUAUUCCCAUUGUUUUUACAUGUCUCAGGUUCAGACUCUAUUUAGCAGAUUUCGAAGUCCUUUCUGCAAACUAAGUCAAUACAGUCUUCCAUUAUCUUCUUCUUCUUCUGUAAUUGAAACUGAUAAAUUGAAAAACGCUCUUAAAGAGGCAAAAGAUGCUUUAGCAGAAACUUUGAAUGACCCAAGCCAAAAAUUAUCUCCUAAUUUAUGUGAUUAUUUAUUCUUUCCUAUAGCUCCUGUUUUAAAAUCCUGGAGUCGUGUACCUAGCACUGGUCUUGAGCACGCUUUAGAGUGUAUUCGUUUGAUAUACAAUUAUGGUUGGAAACACGUUCAUAAUGAAUUCCUCACCCUUCAACUCAUUUUGUUGAUUAUGAAUAUUGCAGACGGCUGGAAAUCUCCAUCUGACCAUUUUCACCAAGAUUCCUAUGUACAAGAAACAGCCGUAGAGGUACUGAAAGACUUAAUAGUCGACUUUCGUCCUAAAAUGGAAGACCAGAGACAGUAUCUUUUAUACGCUAGAUGCUUUUCUUAUAGUUUGGAUCUGUUUUCUAAGAGCAACAGCUCUGUGAGAUUGCAGAAAGCUACCCUCGAGUGCACAAACGCUUUACUACAUUUACCAGUCUCUCUUGAUGUAUUAACUACUUUUCUCCCAGGAAUCGUCUCUGGUUUAGUAAAAGGGAUUAGUCCAAAAGGUCCCUGUCACUAUUUUCAGUGCGUUUCCAGAGCUUUGCAGGUGUUGGAUUAUACCCUAGUUUCAAUUGUUGGAGACAAAGUCACAAAAGAUUUACCAGAAGCUAAAGAGUCUAUUGAUUCCUCUAGCUUCAUGGGAGGCACCAGAAGAACUGCGGCUUGGAAAAGGGCUAGCUGUCAACAAAUUAGCACUGCGGUAAAAACGAUUUUGCAUCAUCGUUCAUCUCAAAACUUGCAUAUACAAGCAUCUCUCUUUCAUUUUUGUUUUUCUCUUUUUACGAAUUGUUUAGAUUCGCUAAAGGAUUGUCGCAUUCAUUUGUUGGAAACCAUGCUUUUGUUGGUAAAUAAAAAAGAAAACCCACAGCUUGCUAGUAUCGGUAUAAAAAUGAUAUCAGAUUACAUAUCUUCUCAGAAUAAUACGUUAAUUAUGGAAGAUAUUCUUUCCGAUUGCUUGCAAUCAUGGUCAUCCACCUGGUCUGGUAUAUCAAGUCUUGCUUCAGAGGACGUAAAGUUGGAAAAAUUAAAACAAUUACGAUGCAUGUUAACAUUUUCUGAGCAAAUUCCUAGUGUUUUACAGUCGACUGAGUCUCUUUUGGAAGAUAUUCUUAGUCAGCUUAGCCCGAAAACUUCAGGCAUCGAAGCAAAUCACCAAAAGGUACUUAUGUCUACUUCUUCGGGAAAGAAUUUAAUAGAUGGAUAUUUCUUCGGGGGAAACGAAAUGGAACAAGUUAUCAAAUCGAUUUUACUUCAAUUUGCCGACUCUCCUCAAGCGAAAUAUCUUCUACAAUCAUUGUUUAUGAAAUCUACUUCGGUUGUUAAUCAGCCUGCGCUAACGUCGUUCUGGGCUGGCUUACAUAUAAUAAAACAUACGAAUGUUGGAGACGUGAAAGGAUUAUUUUUGGAGUCUUAUGAGCAAAAAUCACUGGAAAUAAUACAAGAGAUCUCACAACUGAAUAAAUUUCAUGGAAAAGAUUUGAAAAAUGAAAAACAAAAGAAUUACUUUGGCGUGCUUUGCGCUAGAGCUUGCAUUGCAAUGGAUUGUAUUAGCUGGAUAGCCGCAGAGCAAGGAAAGAAUUUUCGCCCUAAGCUUAUGAGUGUACUCUAUCAUGUUUUGGAACAUCUGGCAUUUGCUUCUCCUUUUAUAUCCACUUUUGCUGAAGCUUGUAUAGAAUCCCUAGUCCAUAAUUGCGAGUAUGGUUCAGCUGGGGAAAUGUUACGGGAGAACAUAGAUUAUGUUGUGAACUCUGUAGCAUUGAAGCUGAAUACCUUGGAAAUUACACCUCAGCUGCCUCUGGUGAUGGCUUAUGUGAUUAGACAUGAUGAUGGAAGUGGUGUACAAUAUAUCGGAGACGUUAUUGAGUCUAUUUUUACCAUUCUGGACAACUAUCAUGGGUACACAAGACUUACAGAAGGGCUUUUGGGAAUCUUAUACGAGGUUAUGAAACAACAAAGUGUGCAAUCUCGUGGAAAUAGACAAUAUUUGAAGGGUAAAACGCCCAAGGAAGUUACUGAAAAAGAAGGUAUAUUGUCGAAUGAUAUACAAAGGUUUUUGGAAGCUUGUCGCCAAAACCCGAUUUACCCAUCUCCACCGGUGGAGGAAGAAAUGGAGUCGAUGGAAAGCGGACAAGAAGGUUUCAAAAGACAUUUAGAAAAAGAAAAAGAGGAAGAAAAGAUCGAAAAAGGAGAAAACGAUGAACUCAUGGGGCGGCCUGAAGGAGAUGUUAAGGAACAGAAUGGAAUGAUCAAAAUGGUGCAACAAAUAACAGAAAAAGCCCAACUGUUUUUAAGUCACGAGCAAAUAACCAUUCGCGUCCAGAUGAUUCGGCUUUUGGGUUACGCAUCUCAAGUGCUUGUUGAAGACCCUGAUACGUUUUACCCGACUAUACACACAUGCUGGCCGUUACUCAUUACGCAACUCGGUACAGGUGAGCCAGUGUUAAUGGAAUUGGCGUUAGGAAGCAUUGCUCAGAUGUGUACAUUGGCACAUGAGUUUAUGGGAUCCCGCAUUAGAAAGGACUUGAUUCCGAGAUUGAGGACGCUUGUAAGAGAAAAUGGUUUAUGGAAACAGGCGUCUCCCUUCUCGGCAGAACAUUAUUUGCAAAAAUCUUUAGCGUUCGUUGGACGUGCAUGCAUGGAGAGUCGACAAAGUCUGCCGGUAUAUCUAGACUUAUUGGACCUUGUUGCGCCAAUCUUGCGUUGUUUAGAAAAGAUGCAACAGACGAAUCAUGCAGAUAAAGAAUUCGUGGAAUCAGUAUGGAAUGCGUUUUCAAGAGAAAAUGCAGACGCUGUAUAUUAUGAACGGGAAGUGGUGAAACACAAGCAGGACUUGUUGGAACCGGGAACUAUGAAAAUGGGUUUACAAGACAAACCAAAACGACGACCACUGAUGUACAGUGGAUCUGGGCAAGAUAGACUUGAGCUGAAUACGAAAGCAUCUAAACCAAGUCUUUUGGAAGAACUGACUACUCCAUCUAAGUCGACGGCUAAGCAUGAAAACGAGCUUAAAGAAGAAGAAGAAGCCGGAGAAAACACCGGGAAAGAAGAUGCAUUGCCCUCGCUUGACCAUUUGUUAGACGGUCAGCUGUCCGAAGGCUCUCAAACCAAAAGACCCAAGAAGCCAUUGAUUUCAAUCUUGUAACGGCAUGUUCUACAAAACAAAAAGGUUACUGAUUUCUUAUGUUUGGAAAGCUGGAAAUGAGGCUGGAAUCACGUCUUCAUCAUAAUCUUUUAUUAUACUGACUACAGUUCUAUCUACAAGUUUGGGAACCUAUGCGAACUUGUUGGAAAAAUAACGAAAUUAAGUUUCGAUAUUGUUUCGUCGUUAUACUAACAACUACAAACUUGAUACCACACGCACUCUCUCUGCACUCAACCACACCAUUGACUCAUCGCAACGAUCAUACACUCUUUCUAUAAUUUUGCAUGAAAUUUUUAUGUUUCAUUUUUAUCUGAUGAGAUAAAAACCAAAUCUUUCAGCCCCGCCAAAUUUCCUUAUCAGUAACCCCAGCAGUGCACCCACAAAAUGACGUAAAAAGAGAGAUACCGCCGGCAUCAAGCAGAUCAACACGCCAGAAGGCUUUACCCGUCCAAACUGUGUCUUAAAUCACCCGUAAAGAAGCGGAAUUGUGACUGUUUUAUCUGAACUCAGAUAGCGAUCUGUAUAUAGAGGCAUCACUCGCUCCUGUGGAAAAGUGUUAAAACAGCUUUGUUUACGCGUUUCCGUGU